AUGCCUGCUGCCUCGCCGAAUAAUUCUCUUCUCUCUCCUAUUCCCAGUACACCCAUGAGAGUUUCCCGCCAACAAUGGCGUCCUUUCCACCGAGCAAUCGUCAGCAUUGGUAGUCACCAGUAUGUGAAAGCAAUGCUGGCUACAGCCCCUACUGGAAUCAUCACUGCGAUCCUAGGCGGACCACCUCAAGCGGUGCUUUUCCUGAAUCUUACGGCAUUGAUACCACUUAUCACUCUGCUCACGAUCUCCAUUGCCGAUUUAUCUAUAGCGACUGGGCGCGUAGUCGAUGAAUUGCUCAAAGCGACCGUUGGUAAUGCAAUUGAACUGAUCCUUGGAAUUGUGGCCAUUAGCAGGGGCCACAUGCACAUGAUUCACUCAACCCUGAUAGGAAGCAUGCUCUGUUACAUGCUUUUGGUUCCGGGGAGCUGCUUCUGUCUCACUGGUUACGAUAAAGAGCAUCUCUACUUUGAUCGCACCCUAAUAAGCAUUAUGUCUUCCCUCAUGGUAGUGGUAUGCAUGUCUCUUUUGAUUCCAACGAUUAUGGUUACGUUUCCCUCCUUGGAUACCACUUCUCCCCAAGCUUCGGUGACUCGACUGGAAAUUGUCUUUGUUUCACGUGGGGCAGCCAUUGUGCUUCUCAUUUUGCUUGGGGUGUUCCUUCUCUUCCAACUGAAGAGUCAUGCGUCAAUCUUUCAUCUUGCCGAAGCGUCCAGUGAGGGCUCUCCAGACAGUCACAGUCCGAACGAUCGUGGCGUCGCACUGGACCGUCCAGCGAGAAUUUUCGCACCACGAAGCGCUAUGAUCGCUCUUGCGGUUGGAAUAUCCUGCUUGACCAUGUGCAUUAUAUGCAUCGUUGAGAGCUCCGAUAGAGUUGCACAAGAGCUUGGCCUUAGCGCGGCAUUUCCCACCCUUGUACUGGUUCCGCUUAUUGGAAACUCCACCAGAUAUGUUUCAAUAGUCAUGGUCUCAUGCCAGGGGCAUGUGGAAUCUGCAGUGCGGGCCAUCAUCAACAGCAUACUGCGUAUUGCUCUUCUUGUUACUCCCGUUCUGAUUAUCUUGGGGUGGGUAUUAAACCUACCCAUGACACUGCAGAUGGAUACGUUUGAGGCAACCAUGUUGUUCUUGGCUACAAUGGUGUUGAUUCAUGUGAUACAGGAUGGGAGGAGCAAUUACUUCGAAGGACUAAUGCUUGUCGGAACGUAUAUCAUAUCUGUUGCUGCUUUCUAUAUGCGGCCUGGAAUAACCGACACCACGAAGCCCAUGCCUUAG
Messenger RNA from Aspergillus pseudotamarii, 1269 nucleotides. RefSeq lists its product as uncharacterized. The transcript is spliced from 3 exons. Bases 1 to 1269 code for a protein of 422 amino acids. The record is from RefSeq and is a predicted model, not a curated record. Gene Ontology annotation, molecular function: calcium:proton antiporter activity. Gene Ontology annotation, cellular component: fungal-type vacuole membrane. NCBI's taxonomy places the organism in Eukaryota, Fungi, Ascomycota, Eurotiomycetes, Eurotiales, Aspergillaceae. Gene Ontology annotation, biological process: calcium ion transmembrane transport; intracellular calcium ion homeostasis.